AGGCAGGGCCAGUCCUUGCAGCCUCCAUGAUGUGGGAGCUCCGCUCCGUAGCCUUCACCCGGGCCGUCCUGGCAGAGUUUCUGGCGACCUUGGUCUUCAUCCUCUUCGGCCUGGGCUCUGCUCUGAACUGGCCUUCAGCUUCCGCCCCGAGCAUCCUUCAAACUGCGUUGGCUUUUGGCUUGGCCAUCGGCACGUUGGUCCAAGCCUUGGGGCACAUCAGCGGAGCCCACAUCAACCCGGCGGUGACAGUGGCUUGCCUCAUCGGCUCCCACGUCUCCUUCCUGCGUGCAGUCUUCUACGUGGUGGCCCAGCUCCUGGGGGCCGUGGCAGGGGCUGCCAUCCUGCACGAGAUCACCCCAGCCGACUCGCGGGAAGGCUUGGCCAUCAACAAGCUGCACAAUGAGACGACGACGGGGCAGGCGGUCACUGUUGAGCUCUUCCUCACCUUCCAGCUCGUCCUCUGCAUCUUUGCUUCCACUGAUGAACGCCGGGAGGACAAUGUGGGGUCUCCUGCACUGUCCAUUGGCUUUUCUGUUGCUGUUGGCCAUCUCCUUGGAAUCCGUUACACUGGUUGCUCCAUGAACCCAGCCAGAUCCUUUGCCCCAGCUGUAAUCGUUGGAAACUUUAGUGACCACUGGGUCUUCUGGGUGGGCCCCUUGGUUGGGGCAGCGGCCGCAUCCAUCAUCUACAAUUACAUUCUCUUCCCACAAUCCAAAACCUUCUCAGAGAGGCUCGCCAUCUUCAAAGGCAUGGAGCCAGAGGAGGACUGGGCAGAGCGCGAGGCACGGCGGCGGCAGUCAGUGGAGCUGCACUCCCCACAGACCCUGCCGAGGGGGAGGUCUGAGAAGGUAUAG
Messenger RNA from Lagopus leucura (white-tailed ptarmigan), 854 nucleotides. It is a transcript of the gene AQP2, whose product is annotated as aquaporin 2. Gene Ontology annotation, biological process: transmembrane transport. Gene Ontology annotation, cellular component: apical plasma membrane; plasma membrane. The transcript has 4 exons. Lineage: Eukaryota; Metazoa; Chordata; Aves; Galliformes; Phasianidae. The record is from RefSeq and is a predicted model, not a curated record. Bases 27 to 854 code for a protein of 275 amino acids. Gene Ontology annotation, molecular function: water channel activity.